AUGGCGCUGAGCGGCGUGCGGGUGCUGGAGCUGGCGGGGCUGGCGCCGGCGCCGCUCUGCGGCAUGAUCCUGGCCGACUUCGGGGCGCGCGUGGUGCGCGUGGACCGCGCGCCGCGCUCCGCCGUGGCCGCCGACGUGCAGGGCCGCGGCAAGCGCUCGCUGGCGCUCGACCUCAAGCGGGCGGCGGGCGCGGCGGCGCUGAGGCGGCUGUGCCGCGCGGCGGACGUGCUCGUCGAGCCCUUCCGCCACGGUGUCAUGGAAAAACUUGGUCUUGGUCCAGAGGUUCUUUUGCAAGACAAUCCCAGACUCAUCUAUGCUAGACUUACUGGAUUUGGCCAAACAGGAAAAUACGCCAAGUCUGCAGGUCAUGACAUCAAUUUUUUGGCAUUAUCAGGUGUGCUGUCAAAGCUGGGUAGAAAAGAUGAAAAUCCUUAUGCACCUGUAAACCUUCUGGCUGAUUUUGCUGGUGGAGGUGUCAUGUGUGCAAUGGGCAUUAUUAUAGCCUUAUAUGAACGUACCAAAUCUGGCAAAGGGCAGAUUGUAGAUGCCAGUAUGGUAGAAGGAGCAGCAUAUCUGAGUUCUUUUCUGUGGAAAUCACAAAAUAUAGGACUUUGGAACAGACCGCGAGGUGAGAACUUAUUAGAUAGUGGUGCUCCUUUUUACGAAACCUACAAGACCUCCGACGGAAAAUACAUGGCUGUUGGUGCCAUUGAGCCUCAAUUCUAUGAGCAGUUAAUAAAGGGUCUUGGGCUAGAUUCAGAUAAACUUCCUAGUCAGUUGAGUUUCACUGACUGGCCCAAAAUGAAGGAAAUGUUUACAUCCAUAUUUGCACAGAAGACACAAACUGAAUGGUGCAGCAUAUUUGAUGGCACUGAUGCCUGCGUGACCCCUGUUUUAUCCUUUGAUGAUGCUGCCUUGCAUCAGCAUAACAAACAAAGAGGUUCUUUUAUCAAAAAUGAUCAGGAAGAGAUAAGUCCUAGACCUGCUCCUCUUCUUUCACGGACUCCUGCUGUUCCAUCUGUUAAAAGAGAUCCUUUUAUAGGAGAACACUCAGAAGAGAUACUUCUAGAAUAUGGAUUUACUAAGCAAGAGAUUGCUAAGCUGCAUUCUGAAAAAGUAAUAGAAUUCAGUAAACCAAAAGCUAAUUUGUAAUCUCUAACUAUGCAAAGAAGAAUUUCAGGCUGAUGGAGUAAGAUUUUAUGCAUCAAAACUGAAUUAGAUAACAAAUAAGUGCUUAUAUGAUAUUGAUUUUAAAAGAAUGUUUUGAAUGAAUGAAGUUUUAAAUUUAAUUGAAGUCAGUAGGAGUUAAGUACCUGUAUACCUGGGUGACUUCCACUGGAGUGUACAAACUGUGUUCCUGAUAAGUCUAGAAUGUUACUGAAAUUGUGUUCUGAAGAUCUACACUGAUGGUUUACUAAGCAGAUGUAAAUCCUCAUAAUGCUUCUUUAAAUAGCAUAUCCUGUGAAAUGCUUGUUUAUUUUAGUUCUUAGUUACACUGUUGCUUUGUAAUAUAUUUUGUAAUUACUUGAAGGUAAUACUUUUCAUAAAAUACAGUUAUGUGCUUCCAUAAAUGGACAAUUGUGCUGUUUACUCAUAGAUUUGAAAGGAUUUUUAUCUCUAUUGUGCUGAUUCAUUUGCAUUUUCAUGCCAAAACAAUUGUCCAUAUAAUGCUGUUUCCUUAUGCUCUGCUAUAGAGUUGUUUUGACAGUUCUGUUUAAGAGCCUGAUGACAUUUCCUUAAUGCAGUCAUGUGAUUAAAUUACAUUUGGAAUUUCAAUUUGUCUGGAAAAUUGCUUCAAGGUGAAAUUUGUUGUUAAAAUAGCUGCCGAGAAUUAAUCAUUUCCUCUCUUUUUGGAAAAAUGGAAAAGAAGAAGCUUAGCUGCACAAGUUGUAAACAAUGGUUAUUCCAUGCUCGUUGUGAUCUCCUUCAAAAUUAAAGUUAUGUAAAACGGCCUUUGUUCUUCAACUUGAAAAUAAUUAUGUUUUUAGAAAGAAUUAUCUAUAUGGCCCUAAUACAGUUUUCUUUAGUCUGGCAUGUCAAGACUUAUGCUACAAAGGGUUACCUAAUUUCUGUUGUGUAGUGUUUAUUAGUGCUAAAUACUAGUCUGUUACUUACAAAAACUUCCAAAGCUGAGAUAUGUAUAUUUGACAUAUGUCAUGCCAAACUGUCAGACUUACUACUACAAAAAAAACCUUUUACAUUUUACUCUGUGAACUCCUGCAUGGGAGCAAGAAUUAUCUAGUAGGUCCUGACAAAUUAGAUAAAAAAAAAAUAGCAAAAGACAUUUAAGUUUCCAGCUGGUAACAACUCUAAUGAAUUGCUGAAUAUUAUGUACCUUUGCAAUAAAAUUUGAGAAUUUUCUCUA
Rhea pennata is the source of this 2365-nucleotide messenger RNA. It is a transcript of the gene AMACR, whose product is annotated as alpha-methylacyl-CoA racemase. Gene Ontology annotation, molecular function: alpha-methylacyl-CoA racemase activity. The transcript has 5 exons. The record is from RefSeq and is a predicted model, not a curated record. Gene Ontology annotation, cellular component: mitochondrion. Gene Ontology annotation, biological process: bile acid metabolic process. The coding region runs from base 1 to 1152 and encodes 383 amino acids. NCBI's taxonomy places the organism in Eukaryota, Metazoa, Chordata, Aves, Rheiformes, Rheidae.